UAAAGCUCAUAGUGGGGGGGUUAGGGGUCAGCUCGGUGAAUCUCACUCACUUUCUCUCCCUCAGCAUCUCGGAGCCUGAGCCCUCACGCCAACUCAACCGUCAGUGACGUCUGCAUCACGUGUGCGUCUCUUCCCUCGGUACGUCCGUCGUAUUUUUCCUCCCCUCCGCUUCUACACCGAGAGCAGAGCAGAGCCGAGCCGAGCCAGACGAACAGAAAGGACCCUCUGAAAGAGUGUCGCCGCCCGGGACCUGCCUGACACCGGCUGUCACGUUUGCCUGUGAGCCGAUGGACGGAGGGGUCUCCUUCCACCUAGAAGUUCAUCCGUUAAGUCCAUUAGUGGCUCCUCUGUGUGCCCGUUCAAUGUAAACUUUUUUAUUUAUAUUUUUCAACCCUUCACUGAGUUCCAACAAAGGGAGGGUUUGACUUGAACCUGUACUGAGAUUUACUAGGUGGGGACCUAUGGACAAGCCCCUCAAUUCUACUUUCCUCAUGCCUGGUGUGUAGUGAAGAAGGAAUCCAUCUUCUCUCUCCCGCCCCUCAGCCAUUUGACCGGCCCUCCCCACCCUGUGAUCACACCAUGGCCAGCAGAAGGAAGUCCACCACGCCAUGUAUGAUCCCCAGUAAGAUCAUCCGCUCGGUAGAGGAGGUUGAGCGGGACUCUCCGGUUCCCCUCCGUCACCCCAGGGUUUCCUGCGGGGACAGGCGCUCCCCUCUGAAUGUGGGCGACUCCUCCAAACCAGAGACGGGGGAUGCAGAUAAGGACGGCGGCGGCACUUACACCUGUAAGCCGUGCAAUUUCGAAACUCACGACCUCAACCUGUUCCUAGAUCACGUCUACACAGGGCACCCGGACUUCCGGGCGGACCCAGGCUUCAUGUGCAUGAGCUGUGGGGUUUCAGCACCUAAGUUUGAGGGGCUAGCUCUGCACAAUGCCAGGGUCCACCCCAGCACUUUGAAUACUACUCUGCAGCUGAGAAAACGGGACAGGAGGGUAGUGGUGGAGCAGAAUCUGGUGAUUGGGGCGGAGAUGUGCAGAGACAGUGAGAUUUCCAUCACUAAAACCCCGAUCAUGAGGAUGCUGAAGGGCAAGUCUGAAUCCAAGCGGAUUGUGGUGUCUCACUCCAUCUCUGAAGAGCAGCCCUCAGACAUUCACUCUGUCUCUAUAUCCAGAGAAUCAGAGAGAAAAGAAUCCACUGCUGCUACAGUCAGCCAUGUCCCCACCAUCGUCCACAAUGGGACCAGCAAGGCGCCGCUGCCCUCUGCCAUCCAGAUCGUCAAUGGCUCUGCGGGAUUACCUCUGCUGAAGACACCCAUCACUCAGAUUGUUUCUGUAGCUCAGAACCGAAAUCUUCACCAUUCUGCACCGAUCACUGCUUCCUCAACCGUUUCCUCUGCUUCUUCUGCAUCGUCCUCGCAAAAUCUACCCAAGGUAAUGAUUCCUCUGAGCAGCAUCCCCACCUACAGUGCCUCCAUGGACUCGUCUUCCUUUCUAAAGACCUCCUUCAGUAAAUUCCCGUACCCCACUAAGGCCGAGCUGUGCUACCUGACUGUGGUCACCAAGUUCCCUGAGGAGCAGAUCAAGAUCUGGUUCACAGCUCAGAGACUGAAACAGGGAAUCAGCUGGUCUCCUGAGGAGAUUGAGGAGGCCAGGAGGAAGAUGUUCAACACCAUCAUCCAGACGGCGCCUGUCGGCUCGCAGAACCAAAGCCAGAGUCACCACAGCUCUGCUCCACACACUAUUACGGUGCUCCCUGCUUCUCUGGGGCCCACAGGAAUCCCUCAGUUCCUUCAGGGCUCUCUGGUCAGCCAGGGAGGAGUCAUCGUCACACAGCCCGUGAUGGCCAAUGGCAUCCAGGUCAGCAGCGCUCCUGUGGCCCUGGCUGUCACACCGAAGCCCCAGGCGGCAGCUCGGCCCAUGAUGCAGGCCCGCCCUGCUGCUGCUCUGGUGGCGGACAAAUGUACCAGCAUGGUGGUGGGAACGGUGGGCAGCAGCAGCGCUGGGAGCAACGUCAUCACAGGGAGUAAAGGCACCAGCAGUAGCUGUGGUACUGAUGGAGGGGUCAUCAACCUUAGUCUUGGAAGUGGAAGCCAUGGCAAUGCUAAGGCUAGCAGUGUCAGUAAAACCAGCAGCACUAACGGCAACUCCAGCGACAAGAGCAGCAGUGAUGUCAGCAACCGUGAUGGCGGCAAAAACUCAGACAAUAAACCCAGCAUGAGCAACACAGUUCAGACCGAUGCUAAGACUCCCACAGAUGGAAAAGCUGCCACCAGCGAAAUCUCGCAGAGCAAAGAUGCUAACGCUUGCAGUAACCAUAACAACGCAGCCAGUACAAGGACAGAGGAAGCAGAUCCUUCUGCUUGUGACUCUCCAACCAUCAAAACCGAAGAGGCUUUGUCACCCGCCCCAAAAUCUUCCUCCCCUUCUCCUGCUGUAGCUCCUGGCAGCAGCUCCGGCUCCAGGACGACCUCCAGCUCCUACCUGGACUCCAACUUCUACAAAGGCAAGAAGUCUCAGGAGCAGCUCAGUGUCCUGAAGGACAGCUUCCAGGUCAGCCAGUGGCCCGACCAAGAGGAGGUGGACCGCCUCAUCGCUCUAACCGGCCUCACAGUGCGGGAGGUCCGCAAGUGGUUCAGCGACAGACGCUACCACUUCCGCAACUGCAAGAGCUCACGCUCCAGCACAGGGGGGCAAACUAAGCCCAGCGCCGCUUCUGGAGGAAGCAGCAGCGCAGGAACCGGCGCCCCAGUUGAUCUGUCAGAAAGUAGCAGCGCACAGAAUGCUAAAACAACCCAGCACAGCUCCCCACCUCCUACCCAGACCCCCACAUCCCCCAGUAAUCCUUCUAGGAGGCCCUUCAGGUUGCCCUCACCUGAUUUUACAGCCGUCCGCUACAAGGAGAGAGACCCCCACCAGGUUAUAGCCCUGGAGGCCAGUUUUGCCCAGAACGCUGAGCCGUCAGGAGAGGAAGUGGACAGGCUGCGCUCUGAGACCAAGAUGACUCGGAGGGAGAUACACGGCUGGUUUGCUGAGAAGAGGAAGAGAGUCGCUGCUGAGAAAAAGAAGGAGGAGGCAGAGCGGGUACCUAAAGAGGAUGAGGAGGAGAUGGAGGUUGAUGGAGAAGAGAGGCAGAAGGAUGAUGGUUCAGGGGAACCCAAGGUUAACCCCAUUAAAAUCAAUCUGAAGAUGCUGAAGGUGACCGAGGCUAGUGGUAAAAUUGAGGGGGAAGGAGUGAAUAAUCCAGCCUUACAGUCGCAGCCUGGCAGCACACCCGCCUCCUCUCAGGGCCCCACCUCCUCCACCACAAAACCAGCUCAACCCUCUACUCUGACACCGAAAAACUCCCAGUCCCCUAAACCCACGACCGUCCGAGGAAAGAAGACGGCGGAGCAGCUUCACCAACUCAAACAGGUCUACGCUCGAACCCAGUGGCCCAGCGCCUCUCAGUACGAUGAGCUGAUUUCAGGGACAGGGCUGCCCAGGCCAGAGGUCGUCAGGUGGUUUGGAGACUCCCGCUAUGUGCAGAAGAACGGGCAGCUGAAAUGGUUGGAGGAAUACCAGAACAUGGCCCUGGAGAAGGAGCUAAAGAAGGAGAACGCCAAGAUCCUUCAGGAUCAUCUGGAAACCCACGGCAUGCUGGGAGACUCACAGUUAAAGGAACUGGCAGAGAAGACCGGUCUGACCAGUGACUUGGUGCGGCAUUGGUUCUCCACCAGAAUGGUGAUCCCCGACGGAAAACGAGCCGCUGUCGACAGGACGGGGACGGGCCCAGAGCCGCCAUCUGCAGGAUCCUCCCCUCUGGAGCCGCAGCCUGGAGGCGGGACUGAGGAGAAAAUGGAGCAGUCUGUGUGCGGCGCUGCAACAGAAUCAGAGGAGGCAAACACUGAAAGCUCUGCUGCAGCAGGAACUGAAGAAGCCUCUGUGUGAGGAUGGGGUCAGCAGGGCGGGUGGUCUUUGUUCUGGGGCCCUGAGUAAAAGCCAGCAGAUGGUUUUGUAACAGGAUCACUGCUUUGAAAUCGAUCUCCGAUCCAUCCUCACCCGUCCUCCCCUCCCCCACUACAAGAGCUGACCGCUCCAGUCCCUCCUCGUGCCAUUACAGCGACUCAUUCCCUCCCAAGGAACUUCCCAUCAGCCCCGUGUUCUGGGACUGGACUGAGGCCUGGUCACGUGGAAAUCUGACGCUUGGCUGAACGCUGAGGCAUAUUGGGAGGUUGGUCAUCAGCCGUCGCUGCGGGGUGCCUGCCGAGGCCUUAGAUGACUUUUUCUUAUUUUCAACACGUCUUCUGCUCACUUAAACGUCCAAACCUGGCUCUCUCAGCGCUUUUUGUGACUCCUAAAUGCAUUUUUUUUUUUGCCUAGUUUGGACAAGACUUUGUUCUGGAAGACACUUAGACUCGUCUUUGAUCUAAAGGCAGGCGCCUUUUGAUGUCUGAAGGAACGAGAAAAGACUGUGUGGACUAUGGACCUUCUUGUAGCAUCAAGUGCUUCUCUGUCUUUGUUUUUAUGGAACUUUCUUAGGAAUAAAUGUACCUGUAAAAGAACAACUUUCACCAGAGUUCCAUACUUAUGCUUGAUGUACAAUUUUUACAGAUUCAUUUGGAGAAUAAACAGAAUGAAUUCAGGCCUGUUUGAUUCACUGGAAACUGUUAGAUACUUUUUUAUAAAACAUACAGAACCCCUGUAAAAUAAUAGUAACCUCUGCCUGUAUGUGAUAAACCCAAAUAGUGAAUAAGAA
This is a messenger RNA of Cyprinodon variegatus (sheepshead minnow), 4735 nucleotides long. RefSeq names its product zinc fingers and homeoboxes protein 3-like (gene zhx3b). Gene Ontology annotation, cellular component: nucleus. The transcript has 7 exons. Lineage: Eukaryota; Metazoa; Chordata; Actinopteri; Cyprinodontiformes; Cyprinodontidae. Gene Ontology annotation, biological process: regulation of transcription by RNA polymerase II. The coding region runs from base 580 to 3927 and encodes 1115 amino acids. The record is from RefSeq and is a predicted model, not a curated record. Gene Ontology annotation, molecular function: DNA binding; DNA-binding transcription factor activity, RNA polymerase II-specific.